AUGGAAGCGUAAGUUUGUUUUCAAUUUUUUAAAAAUAACAAUUCUUGCCCAAAAUAGGAAAAGUGCACACCCCAAAAAAUCAUACUACGAACAAUUCAACGAUCAAAAGAUCAAAAUAUUUUUUAUGAUCAUAGAAAAAAGUUUAACCUUUCGACACAAAUCAUCUCUCGAUUUUUUGUUGUAUUCUUUCUUCUUUUUCUUCUUUCAGAAGAAUUGAAUCAAUCGCCAUUUUUUUUCUCGUCGCACUUUUUCUCUCGAAACUCUCUCAAUUUCUAGUUGUAUUUUCGGAGAUUCUCAAAAAACUAGCGCUUUUUGCACGUACUUCGGAGCAAGAGAAAAAUGUCUUCCUAUUUUUCUUGUUUUAUUUUUUUUUUGGAACUUUUUUGAUUUUGAUGCCCAAAAAGAAAUAUUGGACAAACCUAUAGUAUUAACUUAGAAAUGAAUUCCUUUUUGCAGAAUGGCUGAUACAAUCAAGGAAGUUUUCGCUGAAAUCUCUCCAGCUGUGGAGAGUUCGCAUGGAAAAGUUACUGUUGUUGGAGUUGGUCAAGUCGGUAUGGCUUGUGCCUAUUCAAUUCUUCAACAAGUUAGUUUUCUCUCAACAUUAGAAAAAAAAUAUAUCAAUAACCAUUUAGAACAUUGCCAACGAACUUUGCCUUGUCGAUGUUGUUGCUGACAAGCUCAAAGGAGAAAUGAUGGAUCUUCAACACGGUUUGGCUUUCACCAGACAUUGUGUCGUCAAAGCUGAUACCGAUUAUUCGAUUACCGCUGGAUCGAAAUUGUGUGUUGUGACAGCUGGAGCUCGUCAACGCGAAGGAGAAACACGUCUUUCAUUGGUUCAAAGAAACGUCGAAAUCUUCAAAGGAAUCAUUCCAAAACUUGUUCAAUAUUCACCAGAUACUUGCAUCUUGGUUGUCUCAAACCCAGUUGAUGUUUUGACUUAUGUCACAUGGAAAUUGUCUGGUCUUCCAAGAGAACGUGUAUUCGGAUCGGGAACCAAUUUGGAUUCGGCUAGAUUCAGAUUCUUGUUGUCCGAAAAAUUGAAUAUUGCUCCAUCGAGUUGUCACGGAUGGAUUAUUGGAGAACACGGAGAUUCAAGUGGUAAGUUUGCUCUUUGCACUAACAGGGAAACACUUUUUUAGAGAUUAUGAAUGAAUGACAGUUCCCACAAAAUAAUAUGAUAAAAAAGUUCAAAAAAUCAAAUUUACUAAUUUACAGUUGCUGUUUGGUCUGGAGUCAAUGUUGCUGGUGUCACUCUUCACGAUGUAAAACCAGAUAUCGGAUCAAAAACUGACGAAGAACAUUGGGAAGCUGAAGUUCAUAAGAAAGUAGUUGACAGUGCUUAUGAAAUCAUUAAACUGAAGGGAUAUACAUCUUGGGCAAUUGGAUUGUCAGUCGCUAAAAUCGCGCAAGGAAUCUUCAGUAAUUCAAGAAACGUCUACGCGCUUUCAACAAAUGUCAAAGGAUUCCAUGGAAUCACUGAUGAUGUCUAUCUUUCACUUCCAGUUGUAUUGGGAUCAUCUGGUUUGACACAUGUUGUCAAACAAAAUUUGACCGAAGGCGAAGUUGCAAAACUUCAUGGAUCAGCAAAGGCUUUGCUUGAAGUUCAAAAUGGAAUCAUUAUGUAA
This is a messenger RNA of Caenorhabditis angaria, 1625 nucleotides long. The record is from the annotation of a GenBank genome assembly. Lineage: Eukaryota; Metazoa; Nematoda; Chromadorea; Rhabditida; Rhabditidae.